CAUUAUCAUUAAGGUCAGGUUGUGUGUGGAGGGGGUGGGCGGGUGAGGGGGCACGCAGAGAGAGAGAGAGAGAGAGAGAGAGAGAGAGAGAGGGAGGGAGAGGGAGGGAGGUAGUGGGUGAGAGAGAGAGACUAUGUGUGACUGAGUGUGUGUGUGAGAGAGAGAGAGAGAGAGAGAGAGGGAGGACAGAAGAGUCCGCGGAGGAGAAAAGGAGGACAGAUCGGAGGCAGAAAGCAGGAGGCGCUCCUUGCAGUCAGGAGGAUGCUGCUCUCACACGCGGACCGUCUCUGAUCCCGAUCCGGCGACGUUACCGGCUUUACCUGGCUACCGACUGACCGCAGAUCAGCCUGCUCACACACCCGGGAUCCCACCUUUAUAAAUAUACACAGACGCAUCUAUUUCCACCCGUCUCCUCUGGACCGGCUUCUGUCGCCAUGCCACCGGCCGCCUGCUCGGUCGGGUACCGACUCCGCAACACCUUGCCCGCGGUGCUGUGGAUCGGGCUGCUGCUGCUGUGGAGCAGCGUCUCGGCAGGAGAUAAAGGAGCCCCCAGAUCCGCCCCCUCCUCCCCGUCUCCUGAGGUGACAUCGGGGAGCACAAAGGACGGCGGCCCCAAAGGCAAAACCUCCUCCAGCAACUCGGCGGCCGGAGGUUUGCUUCAGUCGGUGCUGGCUCAGAAGGGACGAGAGAUCCUCCCCUCCGCUCUGCCCCAGAGCCUACUCCCUCUCCUGGGCAGAGGACUCAGCAUCAGCUCCCUCCCUGGAAGUCAUUCCCUGGAGCAUCAGAGCGGGGGAUUACUGAGGAGGGUGAAACCCCCGGCAUCAGCUGCAGCGUCAGGCCGAGGCAGCGAUCCAACCGAGCCUCCUCCUCCUCCUACAGAUGCACACUCUCAGCUGCCUCACACACAGACACACACUCCUGUAGAGGAGGAGGAGGAGGAGGCGAAGAUCACCACUGUGGCCACGAUGCCGGACGAGGACGCUGAGACAGGGACACCUUCACCAGCUGUGCAGAGCUGCUCGGUGAAUUUCUCCGACCCAGAGGGAUACAUAGACUCGUCUGACGACCCCCCUCUGCCCGACGGUGCCUUCCUACACUGCACCUACACUGUCACUGUGUACACCGGCUACGGCGUGGAGCUGCAGGUGAAGAAUGUGAACCUGUCAGAGGGCGAGCAGCUGUCGAUCAGGGGCGUGGACGACCGGGGGUCCCUGCUGGUCCUGGCCAACCAGACGCUGCUGGUCGAAGGUCAGGUGAUCCGCAGUCCCACCAACACGCUGUCCGUCUUCUACCGCUCCACGCCGGAGGGAAGCAUGGGCGUCUUCCAGCUGCACUACCAGAUCUUCAGGCUGAGCUGCUCCCUGCCGAAGAGGCCUCACUUCGGGGAGGUGUCUGUGCUGGACCUGCUCCCUGGAGGCACCGCCCGCUUCCACUGCCACAUGGGUUACCACCUGCAGGGGGAGCCGCUGCUCACCUGCCUCAACGCCUCCCUGCCGGUGUGGAGCGGCAGAGAGCCGAGCUGCAGGGCUCUCUGUGGAGGAACGGUGAAGAAUGCCACGGUGGGGAGGGUGCUGUCUCCUUCUCCCCACCACGGGCCCAACGCCACCCAGGACCGCUCCUGCUCCUGGUCCCUGGAGGCUCCCAAGGACCAGAGGCUGCACCUGCAUCUGGAGAGGCUGGCGCUGGGACCCACUGACAGGUUGGUGUUGUGGAGCGGGCUGGAUGCCGGUUCUGUGGUCCUGUUCGACUCGGGUCGGGGCGGACAGAUCCCCUUCGAGGGAGUGAUCAGCGAGGGUCCUGCCGUGAGGAUCCAGUUCAUCACCGAUCAACCGAACCACAACAUGGGAUUCAACAUCCGCUACGAAGCUUUCGAGCGUGGCCACUGCUACGAGCCAUACCUGCAGAAUGGAAACUUCACCACCUCCGACCCGCUGUACGGCGUCGGAGCUGUGGUCCAGUUCACCUGUGACCCGGGCCACUCGCUGGAACAAGGCCCGCCUGUUAUUGAGUGCAUCAGCGCCAGGGAUCCGUACUGGAACGACACAGAGCCGCUGUGCAAAGCUCAGUGUGGAGGAGACCUGACCGGACCAGGAGGCGUGAUCCUGUCUCCGAACUGGCCAGAGUGGUACGGGGAGGGGGAGGACUGCAGCUGGAGGAUACACGUCGGGGAGGACAAACGAGUGCUGCUGGACGUUCAGCUACUCAACAUCAGCGACAGCGACAUGUUGACCAUCACCGACGGCGAUGAGGUCACGACCCGGAUCCUGGGGCGGUACGUCGGAGGCAGCAGCCCCUUCAAGCUCUCCUCCACCACCCCCGAUCUGACCGUCACCUUCCACUCCGACCCGGCGGGGCUCGUCUUCGGCAAGGGCGAGGGCUUCAUCAUCAACUACAUGGAGGUGUCCCGAAACGACUCCUGUCCAGACCUGCCCGAGAUCCAGAAUGGCUGGAAGACGACGUCCCACGUCGCGCUGGUGCGAGGGGCUCGGAUCACCUACCAGUGCGACCCGGGUUAUGAUCUGGUGGGACGGGAGACCCUCACCUGUCAGUUAGACCUGUCCUGGAGCUCGCAGCCCCCGUUCUGUGAAAAGAUCAUGUACUGCUCAGAUCCCGGCCACGUGGAGCACUCCACCAGGUCCCUGUCGGAUCCUAAACUCCUGGUGGGGACGACGAUUCAGUACAGCUGCAACCCCGGAUUCAUCCUGCAGGGCGGCGCCACCAUCACCUGCUACGGCCGCGAGCCGGGCACCCCCGUGUGGACGUCUCGACUCCCUCACUGCGUCUCUGAGGAUUCAGUUUCCUGUGAAAACCCCGGUCUCCCUGACAACGGCUACCAGAUCCUGUCCAAGAGGCUGUACCUGCCCGGCGAGUCGCUCACCUUCGUCUGUUACCAAGGUUACGAGCUCAUUGGGGAGGUUGCGAUUAAAUGCAUCCUGGGAAAUCCGUCCUUCUGGAGCGGCCCACUUCCUCUCUGCAGGGCCAACCAUGACUGCUUUGGCAACCAUGCUUUGGAAGUCGCAGAGGCGACGGCGGGCUCCACCCUCGAUGGAGGAAACAUAGCAUUGGCCAUCUUCAUCCUCGUUCUCCUGCUGUCUGUGCUGCUGGGAGGCGCUUACGUCUACGUCACACGGUGCCGGUAUCACUCCAACUUAAGGCUGCCUCUUAUCUACCCCCACCCUUACCGACAGAUCACUGUAGAGACAGAGUUUGACAACCCGCUCUAUGAGACAGGAGGGCAGGACACUCGUGAAUAUGAAGUAUCGAUAUGAGAAGCCUCACUAAAGACAUUUCUGAACCAAGACCGACCAACUCGCCUCGUCCUAAACUCCUCAACCUCUCCUCCCUCCUUCUCCGCCCAGGAGGAGGCGAUGUAAAUACAAAUCGAUGAUGAUGUCCGGCCCCCACCCCCACUUUCAGCCAGCGAGCAAUCCUGUUCUCUCCUCCUUUGACGAGACGGCUACCGAAGACGUUGACAGUGAAACGGGAAAAGGAGAGGAGGGCGGAUAAGACGAGGGGGAAAAAAACCCUGUGUGGAUCGGUGUUGCCAGGAGACGAUGGGAGAUGUAGGACGAAGAGAAAAAGACCCAAAGAUCAUCAGAGAACAUCGAGCAUGGUGAGGAAAAGAGGAGAUGAUGGGUGUGAAAGAGGGAACUAAGGAGGGGAGAAGGGGAAGGAGUCAGGGACAGGACACAGAGUGACGGGACUGAAGCACUUUUUAGUAUUUUUGUCGAACAUUUCUCACUUAGUGAAAGAAUCUUAGAAUAAUCUCAGAGAGAAAAAAGACAGUUAAAGUUAGAAUCCUUAAGAUUUUCAUGAAUUAGAUGACGUUUUUAAUACGGAGGGAUCCAGUCUCCUCAUCGCUAAGUUUGUUUUGGUUGAUUACCCAUGAUCCCCUGUUGCAGCAGGAAGUGCUGUAGCUGUAAAAUAUGCACCAAACUCUUAUUUUCAGUUUCCUGGCUGCAUAUCAGAGAUGAUCGCUGUUUUUUAAAACCAAACUACAGUUCAGUAUCACAAAUUAUUGCUCAAAGCAGAUCAUUUCUUUAUGUUUUCAAACAUAAUCUUGAGACAUCUUUAAAAGACGCCUCUGGUUUAUUAGAGCACGUAGAGUUUUGGCCUUUUCUCUCCAACAACACUGUAUCCUCCAAAAUAAAAGCUGAGAGUUUUAUCUCUCUUUAACCACUUUCUUUGGAGGAAGAGCUGAAGGAUUUAAAGAAAAUAUCUAAUUUGCAAACACAAAAACACAUGUAUAUUACCCAUAAUCCUCCUCUCCUUCUGGAGCAGGAAGUAACAAACACACCAAACUGUUUCUAACUCUUUGAUAUUUCCAUCAGUUUCCUGGAUAUCAGAGAUGAACGCUGGUUUUUAAUGAUGUCUAAGUCUUUUUAACUGAUCUACAGUUCAGCAUCAGUCUGAACUCUCUGGGUCUGAUUCCAGCAGUUUAAGCUGCUGACUCUCUCUCAGUUAGAGGGAGAUCCAACCUGAAGAACCAGAGUUACAGAGAGAAACAGCAGAGGCUUCAUUCUCCCUGUUACACUGAACCAUCACAAUGAUCCUGAAGCUGAGAGUUUAAAGUUGUGUUGGGUUACAGUACCAUAAGUGACCACUGAGAUACAUUUUAUCAAAUCAAACUGUCCGGUAGAACAGCUCUCACCUCAUUUUUCUUGCCACAAAUGACAAUAACAGAGAUGAAAUAACGUCCAGUGGCUUCCUUCAUCCACUUCCUAAUCACACAGGACGUCUGCCUCCUGUCCCUGAGCUCCCUCCUGCCUGCAGCCACCUUCAAGGCUUUUUUACUCCGGCCGCUCCACUCCUGGAUUUAGCUGUUAGUUAACUGGUAUUUAUUAAAUCUUAACGACUUCAGGGCCGGUGCAGUACCGUUGUCUUAUUCCUCUCACACGUAGUUAGAUCGAUGACUGUCGUAGACCGGCCUCAGAGUCCCCAGGUCUGGACCGGCUGAGGAUUAAAAAGGAAAAACCAAUAAAAAACAAACAUGCAUCGUUGCAGAUGUGGAGGUUGCCAUGUGAAUAGCAUAGCUGUAGUUUAACUGACCGAUCUACGAGCUCGAGCUCAAUCAACCCACCAGAUGAUGUAUUUAUUUUGAUGUACUGUACAUGUGAUGUUUUAUGCAGAUUGAUAAAUGUACAUUUUCAUUAUGAGAAGACAAAUGUUGACAGUUUCCCUAAAUAAAUGGUAAAAUUUAAAUAAAAAAAGGACAAAAGAUUCUUUCUAAACA
Messenger RNA from Lates calcarifer (barramundi perch), 5233 nucleotides. Its product is annotated as seizure 6-like protein. The record is from RefSeq and is a predicted model, not a curated record. Gene Ontology annotation, biological process: synapse maturation. Gene Ontology annotation, cellular component: neuronal cell body; endoplasmic reticulum. Lineage: Eukaryota; Metazoa; Chordata; Actinopteri; Centropomidae.